AUGAGGUCGGUACUUGCACUUGCAUCGUCCCUCCUGGGGGCACAGGCUACUAUCUACUAUGCUGGCGUGGAUGAGUCCGGUGGUGAAUUUGGAGUGUAUGGAACCAAGGGCCAGGGACUUCCAGGCACCUUUGGUGUGGACUAUGCCUUCAUCAGCGAGCCAGCAAUCGACACUUACGUGGACCAGAACAAGGCCAAUCUGUUCCGAGUUGCGUUUCUGCUGGAACGGAUGGCCCCUCUUGAGUAUGGCCUAGGCUCCAAGUUCAACGAGACGCAUUUCGGUCACUUCAAGCAAGCUAUCGAUUAUAUCACCCUUACCAAAAACGCCUACGCGAUCCUCGACCCACACAACUACAUGAGGUACAACGACCCCAGUGCUCAGCCUUUCUCCGGAAGUGUCAUUGGCAACACGACCGACCCGACUGCAGCCACGACCGAGGACUUCGCCGCAUUCUGGGGCGAGCUAGCCUCACGAUUCGCAAAUAAUUCUCGGGUCAUCUUUGGCCUGAUGAACGAGCCACAUGAUAUGCCGACCACCCUGGUUCUGGAAAACGACCAGGCCGCAGUGGACGCCAUCCGUCAAGCCGGCGCCAAGAAUCUGAUCCUUGUGCCAGGUAACGCGUGGACUGGGGGCCACUCGUGGACGGAGAACUAUGGCGGCGACAACCUGCCCAGCUCUGACUACAUCUACCAGAUCAACGACACGGCCAACAACUGGGCCGUAGACAUCCAUGAGUACCUGGAUGUUGACUACAGCGGGAGCCACAUCGAGUGCACACAGCCAUUCGACACCAACCUCGCACCCCUGACGGCCUGGCUAAAGGAACACGGCCUCAAGGCGAUGGUCACGGAAUUCGGAGGGUCGAACACCACAGCUUGUGCUGACAUGCUCCGUGAUGCUCUGACGUACAUGGAGGAGAACGAGGAGUAUAUCGGAUGGGCUGCAUGGGCCGCGGGCCCCUUCUGGGGCUCCUACGCACCCUGCUGCUCAAAUUCCACACAGAUUGGCAGCCUCGAGCCUGGAAGUCUGGCGUCCGAUGGCUCGCCGGGCUUGUAUGAGACGGUGUGGAAGGCUGUCCUCGAGCCCCUUCUGCCAACGACUCUUCAAAGGUCUGGUCCAGCAAAUGUCAAUGGCACGGCAACCAGGGCGAGGAGGUCUGGUUUGUGGUACAGGAAGGCGAACUAA
Messenger RNA from Diaporthe batatas, 1185 nucleotides. RefSeq lists its product as uncharacterized. NCBI's taxonomy places the organism in Eukaryota, Fungi, Ascomycota, Sordariomycetes, Diaporthales, Diaporthaceae. Bases 1 to 1185 code for a protein of 394 amino acids. The record is from RefSeq and is a predicted model, not a curated record. The transcript is spliced from 4 exons. Gene Ontology annotation, molecular function: hydrolase activity, hydrolyzing O-glycosyl compounds. Gene Ontology annotation, biological process: glucan catabolic process.